AGAGGGAGGAGAGAGAAUGAGACGGAAGUAAGAGAGGUAAAGAGAAAGUGUGACCAAGGAAGAAAGAGCUGUAAAAAAAAAAGCCAGGGAGAGAGAGAAAGAGACCGUAAGAGCGACAGAACCAGAGAGACAGACCUCAAAUCCCGAGAAAGAGAGACUGACGUGUCUGAGAGACAGAAGAAGAAAAAGGAGAGUCAAAGAUUGAAGGAGAAAAGAGAAGAAAAAAAACAAAGACAGAGGAAUAGAGAUGGUGGUGGGUUCUGUACACAGGACGGUCUACACAAACCUCCUGUCUGGCUGUCUUCUACCUCUCAGCGCGGCGGUAUCGCGCUGCAGUGUCACAGAGUGUCUAAAUGGCUCUUCUUGCUGUGAACCACAAACAAAGAUCUACCUAGAUUACAGCUGGUAUGGGCCCCUCUUUAUCUGCAUGCUGAUAAUAUUCUCUGUGCUUUGCCUAUGUGGGAUUUGCAAUAAAGGCUGCUGUUCGCGGUCUCCAUCUAGACCCCCGUCACCAAGAGAGACCCCCCUGACAGACAUGGGACCACCCCCUCCAUAUAGUGAGGUCACAGCCAAACCUUUUCUGUAUCCCCCAAGUACAUCGUGUCCGCCACCCUACAGCAGUGUUAUACCCGUCUCCCCAUCGUCAUCGUUAUGGGGCGAUCAGAGCUGAGAGAAGGACAUUGGACUUUGUCUGAACUGCUUUGUGCUCACGCGCUGGAGGUGUGUAGGGUGUAGGAGGACAGCCAUACUGUGGCAGAAGAUGCGUGGAUCUGGCGGAUGGACCAUACGCGGCACCAGUAGAGAUUGCAUCAAGCGUUAGAAGGUUAUAUAGGAGGAGAUAUCGGGAAUUACAGAGACUCCAUAUGAGGUGAUAGGGAAGAAUAGGAGAUGCUAUAGGGAUGGAUUACAGGGAGUAAUAGGAGAGGAGCAAACGGCGGAGAUGCAAUGACCAGGCCAGCUAAGAAAGAAAUGAAGUUGUCUGGAGAGAUAACGAUGAGGAGCAGACGAGAAGAAGGUGUGUGUGCCAGGUAUAUAGGGAACAAUCUUAACUUGAAUUUUUUAGCUAUAUAUUUAAAUAAUUUUGUCAAAUACACAGAAACGAGGCUUAAGAUAUUUCUGUGGUUCCAUUUGUGAAAACGUGUUUCUGUCCAAAUGUUUGAGUCUGAUCAGAAAUAAACGUCCAUGAUACGUCU
Messenger RNA from Spea bombifrons (plains spadefoot toad), 1193 nucleotides. RefSeq names its product transmembrane protein 92 (gene TMEM92). The transcript is spliced from 5 exons. The record is from RefSeq and is a predicted model, not a curated record. Bases 248 to 670 code for a protein of 140 amino acids. NCBI's taxonomy places the organism in Eukaryota, Metazoa, Chordata, Amphibia, Anura, Pelobatidae.